Messenger RNA from Abrus precatorius (Indian licorice), 2455 nucleotides. RefSeq lists its product as uncharacterized. Lineage: Eukaryota; Viridiplantae; Streptophyta; Magnoliopsida; Fabales; Fabaceae. The transcript has 10 exons. Bases 488 to 2227 code for a protein of 579 amino acids. The record is from RefSeq and is a predicted model, not a curated record.
CGCUGAGCACAAAAGAACAUACGUAUGCUUUGAAUAAAGGAGUGAUUGGAGACAUUAGAAUUUGGCAAAGCAUCAUGUGAUGCUCGUUCAUUCUUCUCUCAUAACAUAACUAACACUGUUCAUAACGUUUCCUAUCAUUUCAAGUUUAACUGUUUCAUCGUUCUCCAAAACUAAAAGAGUAAACAACACAAUUCAAGUGUACCCUUUUCAAGAAUUUCAAAUAUUUUAAGGCUACAACCCAUAGUUCAAACAAUAAAGAAAGAAAAUGGGGGUUAAGAUUGAUCCACUUGUUGUGUAUUUUCAUCUAUGGCUAAUAGGCGCAGAAAGAAGAGCAAGUUGAGGUUUUGUGUUGAGUUAACAAGCUGUGCUUGCAAAAAACGGGUUUUUAGCAUCUGGGUGUGUAUAGUUUUCAAGUUUUAUCUUCUCUAAUAAAGGUUGAAGUGCUCUAAGUUUGAAUCUUUUGUACUUGAGGGGCUGAAAGCAAGCAAUGGAGCCUCCAACAGGAUUUUGGGCUUCAAUAUGGAGCUUUGUGCACUUCCUGCCUUUUUUCAUUGGUCUUUGGCUUCUAGGCAACAUAAAAGGUGUCAUUUUCUGCCCAUUGAUAUGCUUUAUAAUCUCAGUCAGCAACUCAACCAUCAUACUUGGUCUUUGGCCGAUACAUUGCAUUUGGACAUAUUACUGCGUAGUGAGAUGUAAACAAUUUGGGCUUAUACUGAAGUUUGUUAUAUGCACAUUGCUACUGCCGUUGUUGUUGAUUUUAUGGCCAGUGGUUGGCAUUGUUGGGAGCAUUGUAGGUGGAGCAGCCUAUGGAUUUCUUGCACCAAUAUUUGCUACUUUUGAAGCUGUAGAGGGAGGAAAAGAGAACAAAAUUUUUCGUUGUUUUACGGAUGGAACAGUGACCACCAUUGUAAAGACCUUUGAUAUUAUCAAGGAUGUAAUAAAUGAAUGCUACCAUACUUAUUUUUCAGUUAUGGAUGACUUGCUACAAGAGGGGCAUCCAGAUAGGAAAUACUAUGAAAUCAGGCUGCGUUAUCUUCCUGGUGCUGUUGUAGCUGCAGUUUUUGGGAUCAUAGUUGAUAUGCCAAUUAUAUCAUUUGUUGCCACAUGGAAAGGCGUUUACAUGCUUUUUAAAGGGUGGAGUCGUUUGUUUCACGAUCUCAUAGGUCGUGAAGGCCCUUUCUUGGAGACAAUUUGUGUGCCUUUUGCAGGCUUUGCUAUUCUUCUGUGGCCACUGGCUGUUGCUGGGGCAGUUUUGGCAUCCAUGUUAGCUAGUAUCUUUCUUGGUGCCUAUGCAGGUUUUGUUGCUUAUCAGGAGUCUUCUUUCUUCUUUGGCCUUUGUUUCAUUGUUGCAGCUUUGUCCCUUUAUGAUGAAUACAGUAAUGAUACUCUUGACAUGCCAGAAAGAUCCUGCUUCCCAAGGCCUCAAUAUAGAAAAAAGACUGAAGUGUCACGGACACCUUCCCCUUCAAAUUCUUUCUCAGGAACAAAGUCCUUUAACAAGACUUUUUCUCGUACGUUUUCACUGACAAACAAUAUAUCCGAGUUGAAACCAUUUGAGCUGUUGGAUAGCUUGUUCGAGAAGUGCCAUCAACUGGCAGAAACCCUGAUUUCUGAAGGGCUAAUAACACAUGAAGACAUACAAGAAGCCAUAUCUGGCAAAAGGAGCAGAAUCAUUACUAUUGGUUUGCCAGCAUAUUGCCUUCUCCAAGUACUUUUGCGUUCUGCAAAAGCCAAUUCCAAUGGUUUAUUGAUAAAUGAUGAUACUGAACUGACUACCACAAACAGACCAAAGGAAAAAUUUUUGGAAUGGUUCCUUAAUCCCCUUCUGAUCAUUAAAGACCAAAUCAAAGCUGAAAAUCUUACUGUGCAAGAAGAGGAUUACCUCUGCAAAUUAGUUCUCUUGAAUGGUGAUCCCAAAAGGGUAAACCAUUCAAUUAUUGGUCCAGCCCCGGAAUCUGAUCGCAAACGUGCUGAACUUGAUGCAUUGGCUAGAAGGCUCCAAGGGAUCACCAAAUUUAUCACAAGGUUCCCCACCUACAAGCGGCGCUUUGAUACUAUUGUAAAUUCAUUAUCUGAUAAGCUUGCUGAGAAGCAUGGAGCUCCUAAAAUAAUCAGAUCAAAGAGUGCUUUUCCUCGGCUUUAUAGCAAGAAAUCAUUCAAAGGCAAUAGAACUAACGGUUCUGAUCAAGAGUCUGAACAUAUAAGAGAUUUGGAAAUUUCAUUAUGAGACUAUCAUGUUACAAAUUUUAUCAUGAAAAACAAAAAUGUAUAUCAUGUCUUGUUUAUAGGUCUUGUAAAUUUGCCUGAUUUUGUUAGUAUCAUAUUAAUAUUGCUGACCCUGCCUGAUUGUUGUACAUACCUAUUUAUGCAAUGGAAAUGACAAUGAAAAAUGAGCAGAACAUGUAUGUAUAUGUCAUUAUGCCUUCAAAAUAAUGCAAUUUCCUUGUCACCUUCC